Messenger RNA from Cloeon dipterum, 2505 nucleotides. Its product is annotated as transcription factor A, mitochondrial-like. Gene Ontology annotation, biological process: regulation of transcription by RNA polymerase II. The record is from RefSeq and is a predicted model, not a curated record. Gene Ontology annotation, molecular function: DNA binding, bending; transcription cis-regulatory region binding. Lineage: Eukaryota; Metazoa; Arthropoda; Insecta; Ephemeroptera; Baetidae. Bases 115 to 906 code for a protein of 263 amino acids. The transcript has 5 exons.
UGCUUUUGUCUGCCAUCAUCAUUCCGCUUCUCGCUGCAUUGCUUGCUCCCUUGCUGCGAACCUUUCUUCGUUCCCCGAAUUUUCCGAUUUGAAUCCUUGAUCGAAUUUGCCACUAUGCAGGGCUUGACUCAGAAGUUCGGCACCCUGAUGGCGUGCCAACGUACAUUCCUCGCUGGCAGGAGUGUCAACCUUCAGCAAAGUGCCGGGCUGAAGAGAUGGGUGGAGGAGAAACACGGCAUUCCUGCGAGGCCCAAGAAACCACAGACCCCUUACCUCAAAUACAUAAACCAACUUCGACCCAACCUCGUGAAGGCCAACCCCAACCUCAAGUUCACUGAAAUCACAAAACUUGCUGGUGCCGAGUGGCAGAAGUUGAGCGCCACGCAGAGGAAGCCUUUCGAGGCCAACUUCUCGAAUGAAUGGGCCGCCUACCUGCAGGCUGUGGAGAAUUACAAGAGCAGCUUGACUGAAGAGCAGAAGGCGCUGAUUGAAGAUGUCAAGGAACAGGAGAAGAAAAAGCUGGCCAAGAAGGAAAUUCGAAUGCAAGAGAGAGAAAAUGGCAAGCCCAAGAGGUACUUGACUGCCUUCAUGCUCUAUUCCCAAGAAGCCAGUGCUAAUAGAGGAAACAUUCCACGGAUUGAUUUCCAGGUGAAGUUGGGCGAGCAGUGGCGCAAGCUGGACGCCGCCACAAAGGACAAGUACCAGAAGCGCAGCGACGAGCUGCGUGUGGAGUACCUGGCCAGUCUGAAGAAGUGGGAAGACAAGAUGAUCCGCUUGGGCAACCUGACGCUGGUGCGCAACGACGUGCUGGCCGACAACCAAGCGAAGGCGGUGGCAAGCCUGAAGAAGAAGAGCGUCAAGCACAUGAUGGCCAAGGUGAUGGCCACCAAGGCCACCAAGAAAUAGGGACUCGCGGGGUCACCUGGCUCUUUGUUGGCCAGUGACCCCAGCAGCGCGAUGGUCGCUGAGCUGGGGCCCUUGGACCAACCCCCUCCAACUGCCCCUAGCACCCAGAAAACGCUACCCUUGAACAGCAGCAGCUCCGCAAGGCCGCUCGGAAGUAAGCUCGGCAUGCUCGCUGCCGUGUUUGCCGCCCUGUUCGCCUUGCAUGCUGUCCAAAGUGAAGCAGGCGACACCGACCAAGACUGAACUAACGCAGUUUUUUUCUCUUUGUUUUGUUUCGUUCAGUGCCCAUCGUCUCGGUUGUCCAAACGCCGAGUGUGUUUGUCUCUAACAGUAUUUUUGUUCCUAUUGUGCGAUUCUCAGCAGGCGGAGGAAAUUGUAAAUUUCCUCCUUAGUUGAAUCAUGAUUUUAACUCGCAUCGAAUCUCAGAGAGAUCAUUUUCAAAAUAACCAUUUUUGGGACCCUCUGAAGGUGCGUUGAGGAAUUUACUCAUUGUCAGAUUUAGUUCACUGUGAAGACUUCAAUAAAUCUAGAUUUAGGUGUCCUUCCAACCGUUUGGGCAUUUAACCUGCCCAAUAAUUUGCUUAUUGAAAGAAUUAAAAGUUCCUGAAGCUGCAAACAGACGGCUCACAAUCACCAGUCAAUUUCUGUGCGUUUCUAGACAUUAAAUAAUUUGGAUUGCUCAAAAUUUAAAACGAUUCAGCCAAAAUAAUCUAAUUUUUUUCAAUUUCAAAACCUAAAAAACCUUUUGUUUUUGUUUUUCCAAUGAUAAGCAGAAAUAAUCUUGGUCUUUUAGCUAAUUCAAUGAAAUAUUUUACAAGCCGAGAAUGCACAAUAAUCUCGGCUUCAUUGUGUAUUAUACAUAUUUUUUGCAAAAAUAUCUGUGUAUACAUUCAUAUUAAAUUUAUCCAAAUUUGGCAUACAACUCAUUCCAUUUUUCAAUAGGAAAACUUUUAAGACCAUUUUUGUCAUCAACACAAUUCAUUGAAACACACAUAAUUAAUUAUCGUUUCUACCGAGCUCCCAAAUAUAAUUCAGAAGCGUUUCCUCCAGCCCUUGCAACCAGUAAGAAAAAUCAUUCAAUUCUGUUUUAUUAUCAUUCCUUUAAAAACACCUUCAGAGGGCCCGUUGUCUCAGGUUCACGAUUACCAUGAUUGAUCAAAGAUAAUAAUUAUGCAUCACACUGCCGCCUAACAGUUUUCUAUUUCCAAGCCUAUUAACAAGUUUGGUACUAACAAAGGUGCUUUCUUGUGUGCUGGGGCGCCGCGGGUGUGAAUUGUGCAUCGUCCACGAUGACGAUUUUUCCUAAAUAGCUCAAAAUCAAAUUCAGUAUUUGUUUUUAAUGUCGUUUUCAAUCCAUUUCAGUUGACAUAUGGAAUGGAGUUUUUGUCGAAGGUUGGAUUUUGCUUUGGGAAGCUACUGAUCGCUUUCUCUCCGAGAACUUUUGAUUUGUUUCCGUUGCUUAAUAGAGGCUAGAAUUUAGUUCAGUGAUUACCAAGUGCCACGCAGCUUAGUAGACCGCAGUUCAGCUAGAUUCAAAUUCUGUCAAUCUUUGUACUUAUUUUUGUCAUUCCUCUCAAUAAACUUUCAUACUUAAUAUUA